Messenger RNA from Actinia tenebrosa (Australian red waratah sea anemone), 1389 nucleotides. RefSeq names its product scavenger receptor cysteine-rich domain-containing protein DMBT1-like. Lineage: Eukaryota; Metazoa; Cnidaria; Anthozoa; Actiniaria; Actiniidae. Gene Ontology annotation, molecular function: protein-lysine 6-oxidase activity; protein binding. Gene Ontology annotation, biological process: peptidyl-lysine oxidation; collagen fibril organization. The record is from RefSeq and is a predicted model, not a curated record. Gene Ontology annotation, cellular component: membrane.
AUGAACGCCGAAUAUUUUAUUUCAAGCAACAAACUGGACGACUUUGUCACUGCGUCAAACUGGUUCAUAACAGCCCAAAGCAAAACACCUGGUGCGAUCGAGGUAACAUGGCCGCAAAAUAAACCAAGAGACGAAAAAUCUCAGAACUUUAAACAAGUGGUUAAGUAUGUCCCCGUCUGUGUUGCUCACAAAGAUGGAGAUGUCAUAACCGCAGAUUCCUUUAGCGAGAGUACUAAGGCAACCUUUAACAAAUUGCCUUACGGCGAAUAUACCGUAUAUGUAGUGGCUUACCUCGGUGAUCAUUCACGAAACACAUCGAUGACAAACUGGAAAAAAGCUGCGCGACGAAGUAGAAGUGUCACUCUGAAAACAAUGGAAGGCUAUCCAAGUCAACCGCCAAUGAACAUCACUGCUACUUCUACGGGCACAAGCUCAAUCCUUGUCACCUGGCAACCAAUUGCUGAAGAAUAUGCGAACGGCAUCCUGAUGGGCUACGAAAUAUACUAUGGCUACGACGAAAAAUUCUUAAAUACCGUUGUUAAAGUUAAAAUUUAUGGCGCAAAUAGCACAUCCUUUGAAAUCAACGAUAUCAGUGAUCAAAUGAAGUACUAUAUCAAAGUGCGGGGAUUUACGAAAAGAGGUGUGGGGCCGGCAAGUCCUAAAGUAUCAGCAACGACCGGUUACGAGGUACGGCUAACGAAAAGAUACGGAGGUUUGCAUGCUUUAGGUAAUUCUAGUGAACUAAGUAAAGCCCAUACGGUCUGGAAACUCGUUCCCAUUGGAGAGGAGUUCGAUGAAAUACUGAUCGUUUUUAAAAAGUUUGAUUUGGAAAGCAGUGACGCAUCAUGCAGCAACAAUUAUGUUCAAGUAACAGAUGCGAACGACAAGGAAAUCGGAACGUUUUGCGGCAAGAAACUCCCUUUUGCCACCAGCAUCCCCAAGGGUAGUGGUGUUGCCCAAGUCACUCUACGUACUAAUACAGUUCCUGACAGAGGAGGUUUCUCAGGGUUCUAUAAAGUGAUCAAUGAACAACCUAGUAAUAAAAACAGUGUUUGGAAUCUCCAGGUACAGAAUACUUCCAGGACAGGAGCCGAGGUAUCUUGGGACAUACCAGAUGGUAAUGUAUCAGAUAUUAUGGUCCUCUUCAAGGAGUCGAGUGUGCAGUACAUCUGGCAAGCGGUCAAAGCUAGUCCUCUAGAUAACAGUAUCAUUCUCAAGGACCUUGUCCCUGCCAAACAAUACCAUGUUCGACUGGUGGGAUCCAUUUUUGAUGUCAUACAAGAAAGUAAACUGAUGACUUUCACAACCAUGGGUGAUGUGAUACUAGUAGCUUCGAAGCCAACGACAGCUGCCAAUAGCAACGGACAAAGUACGAGGACUGAACCCUGA